AUGACAUUGUCGAUUACCGAAUAUGUGUAAAUUAUUAUUAGUAGUAGUAUAAGCAGGACAUUCAUAGUUUAUUCGUUUAAAAGUAGUAUUUUCAAUAAUUACCCAUAGGUAAACUUCAAAACUCAUCAAACAUCAACAAUGUCCGACGAAAUGAGCGCGGGUCAAAGUAAUUUAGAUUCUUCUCAAGAUACAGAAAGUAUUUCUAUGGUGGAAAUACUUGAAGAGGAGAAUAGGCUCAAAGCAGACGCUGCUGCUGUCUUAGGAGCCAGCGAUGACAAGAAUUGUACUUACAGUAAGGGUUAUGUGCCAAGACAGGCUCUGUAUGCCUGUUCUACAUGUUCACGGUCUGAAAAUGUAUUAGCAGGCAUUUGUUUAGCUUGUAGUUAUGAAUGUCAUGAAGGUCAUGAUCUCUAUGAGUUAUACACAAAAAGAUCAUUUAGAUGUGACUGUGGUAAUGAAAAGUUUCCAAAUUUAAUUUGUAAAUUUGAAAAGGAAAAAGACGCAACUAAUAGUAGAAAUAGAUAUAGUCAGAAUUUUAAAGGAUUAUACUGUUCCUGCCACCGUCCUUAUCCUGAUCCAGAUGAUGAGGUUGAAGAUGAUAUGAUUCAGUGUAUAUUAUGUGAAGAUUGGUAUCAUGGACGACAUUUGGGUUUAGAAGGUUCUUUACCAUCAGAUUUUGAAGAGAUGAUUUGUCCUGAAUGUGUCAAUAAUCAUGAUUUCUUGUCAGCCUACGCAGUCAAUACUGCAGUGACAGUAGUUGAAAAAGAAAAUGGUAAAACACAAGUAGAUGUUGUCAACACUGAUGAAGGAUCAUCUACAGGAAGAAAACGUAAUUUAUCUGGAGAAUGUACUUCCCCACAAAAGACUACGUCGUUUAGUUCUUGA
Molecule: messenger RNA, 885 nt
Organism: Patella vulgata (common limpet)
Lineage: Eukaryota; Metazoa; Mollusca; Gastropoda; Patellidae
Product: putative E3 ubiquitin-protein ligase UBR7
Exons: 9
Coding region: 139-885 (248 amino acids)
Cellular component (GO): cytoplasm
Molecular function (GO): ubiquitin protein ligase activity; zinc ion binding
Source: RefSeq, a predicted model, not a curated record